UCCAAGUAAGAUGGCUGCGGGAAAGGGAAGAGUGUUUGAGAAAUCAUCAAAUGGGAUGUUUAUCUGUCUCUAACAGGAUGCACAGCAGCCCGAAUGAAGGAGUGGUUAAUGUGUCAGCUCCCCCGGCUCACUAUGGUCUAGCUCGCCAGUUGUCUCCGGCUAACUCGCGCGCUGUUCACCCGUUUACUGCUCUGACAUUGUGGAAUUCAUUAGCAGCUAGCCGUUAGCAACCUACGAGCGCUAACUUACUAGCAACCAGCUAGCAGGUAUCCGUGGAAAUCAGGAGCUCGCAACAACUGUUGAGACUCCUACAGCUAUCAAAGCGCAGAGUGGCCGUCCUGACUGGCUAUGGAGUGGAGUUGGCUUCAGACUGGAUGACAGGGUCUACAGGGCGGACAGGGUCACACAGAUUCUAACGCAGCAGCAGUGGGCUUUUUCCUCGAUGUACACUGACUGGCAGUGACAGCACAUUUUCAGCCGACCUCCUUCCCCUCCUUCUCUGUAUUCGGAUACACUUUCCCUCCCCUUCCUCCCCCUCUUCUCCCCCCUCUCCCUCCUCCUCCUCCUCCUCCUCCACCUCCUCCCUCCCACAUCUUUUCCUUUUCUUCCCUCUUAAUUUCUUUUUGCCCUCGGUUGCUUCAAAACUCCAACUUUUUUUUUUUUUUUUUACUGGAACUUCCUCUCUCGUCUUUGAGUUCCUGUGACCUGCCUCUCACUGAGUCCAGCAUGAGCUGGUUGAGCAGGUUGAACCCGCGGGGUCCAGGGAGCCGGUCCGGCCGGAGUGCCGCCCCCUCCAGCCCCUGCACUGCUGACCCAGAGACAUGCCUCAUGGUGUUUGAGAACCACUGGAGACAGGUCUCUUGGGUGCUGGAGCAGCACGAGCCUUCAUCCUCCAGCGAUGACCUGACAGCAGUGAGGAAUCACACCGACCAGAUGUUAUGUCUACUGGCAGAGGAGCGGCCUGCAGAGAGCCCGGAGGGUGGCGCAGGCGUGGCACCCAUGGGCCCCAUACUGGAGCUGGUGGUCACCGAGAACAUUCUGGAGUGCCUGGUUCAGUGGCACCUCCGCCGCGGCCUGGACCCAGACAGCCAGGGGGCGCUGCUCAAGCUGUUUGAGAUGCUCAUCGGCCAGUCCCAGCAGCCUCUGCUGCAGCACACAGCCGUCCUCCACCCUCUGCUGAGGCUGCUGGGAGCCUGCGCCGACCCAGAACUUGGGUGUCCUUCAGCUCUGGAAAACAGCCUGGUGCUGCUGCUCAACCAGGUCUGUGUGUCCAUGGCCCGGCAGCCUGUGGUUCUGGAGAUGUUGUUCCGGGCGGCACCGGCUCAGCAGGGCUCCACCAAUCUCCUCAUCUUCUCCCUCCUCGUGCCGUUCAUCCACCGAGACGGAGCCAUCGGACAGCAGGCCCGAGACGCGCUGCUGCUGGUCAUGGCGACCUCGGCGAGCAACGAGGCCGUGGCACGUUACAUCGCUGAGAACUCCUACUUCUGCCCGGUGUUGGCGACGGGCCUCAGUGCCCUCUACUCCUCGCUGCCCAGGAAGAUUGAGGUUCGGGGAGAUGACUGGCAUGCCCUGCGUCGGGAGGACUGGAUGGGCGUGUCGUCGCUCGUGCUGUUCAUGAACUCACUGGAGUUCUGCAACGCUGUGGUGCAGGUCGCUCAUCCCCUGGUCCGCUGCCAGCUCUUGGACUACCUCCACAACGGCUUCCUCGUACCCGUCAUGGGCCCCGCACUGCAUAAGUCGUCGGUGGACGAGAUGAUUGCCAGCACCGCCUACCUGGACCUUUUCCUGCGCAGUGUGUCGGAGACAUCCCUCCUUAAAACCUUCCUGCGCUUCAUCCUGCUGCAUCGCCACGACAACGACACCAUCCUGGACACGCUGCUCACACGCAUCAGCAGCAAUUCAAGGCUCUGCAUGGUAUCACUGAGUCUCUUCAGGACUCUUCUGUCUCUGAACUGUGAAGACAUCAUGCUGCAGCUCAUUCUCAGGUAUCUACUGCCCUGUACCCAUGUAAUGCUGAGUCAGCGUCGUGCCAUCAGGGAGACUGACCUGUACGGAAAGUCGGCAGACAAGUUCCUAUCUCUGAUCCCAGAGUGCUGCCGACUGAACCCAGCGUCCUCUGCUGAGCGGGACGAGGAUGGUGCAUUCUGGGGUAAAGUACUGAAUAGUCCCAGUACAGAGUCUCCAGCCCCACCCAGACCCAGCACCCCAUCCCGCUUAGCCUUCUUCAUGCGCCAACAGAGCAGCGGAUCAGGAGGAGGGGGUCCCUCUACCCCCACCAGUAUGGAGCCGCUGCAGUCGGGUCCUUCCGGCUCCCACCCUCUGUCCCCUGACAGCCCGAUGCACCAGCAGCAGACUAGCACAGAGUGUCUGGACUGGGAUUCGGGUUACCUGGAGUACCUCAAAGACGCCCGGCGGGGCAUCGAGCUUUGCUCCUGGGCCUGCCGCGACUGGUCGGCGCCCUAUGAUGGAGAAAACCCCUCCCCAAACGCGGCCCCUCCACCCCCACCUCCCCCUACCUCCAACCCUUCCAUGGCCAUGUUCCCUGAGCACUUCUCUUUCCAGCAGGGAGGAAGCAGUAACACCCCUCCAGGCCAGCAGAGGGCGGCCAUCGUGGCUGCGGCACGAUCCGAGUGGAGCAGCUCGGAGCGGGACAGCGGAGAGUGGGAUGUUACGAUCGGCAAAAACAACUGCAUCAGCCUCACGCCACGCUCCAAGAAACGAAGCCUGCAGAGAGAGGAGCUCCUGCCAAAGCCUGUACCUCAUCUCGUCCCCUCCUCCUCUUCUUCAGCCACACCUUUAUCAACAUCCCACCCCGCCUCGUCCCCAGCUCCUCACAAUCCCACCUCGGCCAUCACUGUUAGCUACCAGGCCAUGUACAAUGGAACAAUGGGGCAGGGGGACGGGUGCUCAGACAAUCAAGACAGAGGGCUGGAGGUAAAGAAAGUAAAGAGAGACUUGGGGGAGCAGCAGUAUUUGGAUGAAAAUGCAAAUCAAAAUGGAUCCCUCGUCACCUGUCCUUCCCAAAGCUGCAGCGCUCUCCCACAGUCCAUUUUUAGCAACAGUGAAAUAAGUGAUGCAAAAUCACUUUGCUCUAACCAGAUCUCCUCUCAGAGCCCUGUCCCCCAGCCAACGUCUGACACCAAACUGCUGACCAGCGACACCUCAAACCCACACAGUGCAUCCUCAGAUCUUCCAGAAGCCAAUCAGACGCAACAAUCUGUAGAGAGUCUCAUCCAGGAGCUACUGGAGCAGGCGCCAGGAGAGCCACAGCUCCCCGGAGACGCCAAUGGUCAGGGCAUCAGCAUCGAGGCCUUCACACAGGAGCUGAGGGAGCUGGAGGACCGGGUGAAGGAGCGCAGCAGAACAGCCUGCCAGCAGGAGGACACCGCCAGAGAGUCCAUGUCCUCUGAGCAGCAGGACGAGGAACAGCAGCUGUCCUCGGCCCUGGAGAUGAAGCAGACAGGUGACGCAAAGGGAGACGGGCCUGUGGUGGGCCUCUGCAGUCCUGCCAGACCACUGAAUCAGCCCGCCUGUCAGCCAUACACAGGUCCGUUCAUGGUGGUUCUGUUUGCCAAGCUGGAGAACAUGCUCCAAAACUCGCUGUACGUCAACAUCCUGCUCACGGGCAUCGUGGCCCAGCUGGCCUGCUAUCCUCAGCCGCUCCUACGCUCCUUCCUGCUCAACACCAACAUGGUCUUCCAGCCCAGCAUCAAGUCACUGAUCCAGGUUCUAGGUUCUGUGAAGAACCGCAUUGAGGCAUUUGCAGCCUCUCAUGAAGACUUCCCUGCCAUGCUGAAGAAAGCUCAGCAGUACCUGGUGGCCCGAGGCAAAGUGGACUGGUCAGACUUGCCUGCGGCAGUUCCUCCCCUGCGGCGCUCUGAUUCAUUAGUGAAGAGUCGUAAGCCAUCUCUCGGAGACCUGAUCCUUCGCCACACCAACAGCCCGACCCGGGCUCGACACGCUGCUCAGCUGGCCCUUGCACACGUACGAGACGGCGGCCAAUCACUGCACAGCGCUCUGUUCAGGGGCGGUGGAGGCGGAGGGGCCUCUGGCCUGGAGAAGCAAGCUGAGGCACUGCGAGUGAAGAACGCCGUCUACUGUUCCGUUAUCUUCUGUGAGUUCCUCAAGGAGCUGGCUGCGCUGGCUCAAGAGCACGCUGUCUCACUGCCUUUCCCUCAAAGCCAGGAGGCAGAGGAAUAGAC
Molecule: messenger RNA, 4202 nt
Organism: Epinephelus fuscoguttatus (brown-marbled grouper)
Lineage: Eukaryota; Metazoa; Chordata; Actinopteri; Perciformes; Serranidae
Gene: fhip1b
Product: FHF complex subunit HOOK interacting protein 1B
Exons: 12
Coding region: 727-4200 (1157 amino acids)
Biological process (GO): lysosome organization; early endosome to late endosome transport; endosome organization
Cellular component (GO): FHF complex
Source: RefSeq, a predicted model, not a curated record